AUGUCCGACGAUGAACAAGCACAGCAUCCCGAAGGGGAUAUCAGUGAAGUUAGAUACAAGAUGGAGGAGGAGGCGCGCAAACGCCAAGAGCGCGCUAAAGAGGAAUGGAAGGAGUAUGAGGAAUUUCGUCGGGCUGAACGAGAAAAGGAGGAAGAGGAGAUAAGACAACUCCGCGAACGUCGUGAACGUCGAAAGAAGGAGCGUGCCGAGGAAGAAGCCCGCUUGGCCGAAACUCGCGCUAUUGAAGAGCAAAAGCGUCGGGCUGAAGAUGAAGAACGAUUGCGUAAGAAGCGUGAAGAAGAGCAACGCAAACGCGAAGAGCGUGAACGAAAACGUCAGGAAUUCGCGGAGAUGUCCAAGAUGACUACUCGUCGUAACUUUGUCAUCAAUAAAAAGGCAGGAUCUGUUGAGCAAGUGGAAGAAGUCAAGCAGGAAGAAGUUCAAAAGUCAAAGGAACAAUUGGAGGCUGAACGCAAAGCAAUCUUGGAGCAGCGAAUUCAACCUCUUCAAAUUGACGGUUUGAAAGGAGAACAGCUUCGUGCCAAAGCUAAAGAACUCAAUGAUAUCAUCAUGAGACUUGAAGGUGACAAAUACGACUUGGAACAGCGUUUCACUCGUCAAAGCUAUGAUAUGCAAGAGCUGGCUGAGAGAGCUAGACAGAUGAACAAGGGAGACAAACGUGGAACUAAAGUACAAAAUACACCUGAUCCACUUGCUGCUAAGAUUAGUGGUCUACCACCUAAAAUCUCCAUGUACAGCGAGUACGAACGCAUUAAAGAUCACCGUAGCUUUGGCGAGCGUCAAGGCGUUUUUAAAGGUCCCCUCUUUACCGAAAGGUAUGAGAGAAUCGAACCCAAAGUUAAGGUCGUAAUGACUGAGGAUGGUUUCCAAAUUGGAGGUGAGGUUCCAAGAGCCCCCGCCCCUGAGUCUGAACCACCUGCUGCAGAUGCUGAACCUGCAGCUGUUACUGCAGAGUAG
This is a messenger RNA of Rodentolepis nana, 978 nucleotides long. The record is from the annotation of a GenBank genome assembly. Lineage: Eukaryota; Metazoa; Platyhelminthes; Cestoda; Cyclophyllidea; Hymenolepididae.